AGUGCUUACUGUACUUUCGUUUUUACAUUCAGUUGAAAAGUUGUGAUGAGUGAGACAACGCAACAGUUUGAUGAUGAAGAAACACAGCAGUUCCACUAUCUGAGACCCUUGGAGUUGUUUGAACAGAAGGAUGUUGUCAAAAUCUGCGCCCCAAUGGUUCGCUACUCAAAACUUGCUUUUAGAAAACUGGUGAGAAAGUAUGGGUGUGACUUAUCCUUCACGCCAAUGAUUAUUUCUGAAAGUUUUGUCAAGAGCCAGAAAGCAAGGGAUAAUGAUUUCAUCACAAGUUUUGAUGACAGACCACUAAUAGUCCAGUUUGCAGCCAACAAUAGUGAAGAUUUUGCUAAUGCUGCAGAGUUGGUUUCUCCGUUUGCGGAUGGCGUAGACUUAAAUUGUGGAUGUCCUCAAAGAUGGGCAAUGGCUGAAGGAUAUGGUGCUUGCCUAAUGAAAAAGCCUGACUUGCUGUGUGAUAUGAUAAAGAAUGCAAAAAACAGAGUAGGAAGAGAUGAUUUUACAGUGUCUAUAAAAAUUCGCAUCCAUCCUGAUAUAAGGGAAACUGUUGAUAUGUGUCAGAAAGUUGAAAAGAUGGGUGUGUCUUUCAUAUCUGUUCAUGGCAGAACAAAGGACCAGAGGUGCCAGCCUGUGGAUCUGGAAGCUGUAAGAACUAUAAAAGAGUCUGUAGUGGUCCCAGUUGUGGCUAAUGGUGACAUUCGGUCAUUAGAUGACGCCAACAGAGUGCACUUCAACACUGGGGUUGAUGGUGCCAUGGCAGCACGAGGUAUCCUUGCCAAUCCUGCCAUGUUUUCUGGGUACAAUGAAACCCCCAUUCAGUGUAUCAAAGAUUGGGUUGACAUUUCCUUAUCUCUGGGCACCCCAUUCUCCUGUUUUCACCACCACCUUAUCUUCAUGAUGGAGCACCUGCUGCCUAAAGCGGAAAGAAAUGUUUUUAACUCUUUAGCAAGCACGUCGGCGGUUAUUGAUUUUCUUAGAGACAACAUAGGGAUUAGAUAACAUUGGUUUUUAACUUAGGUCAUGUUGUGUCUGUUUCUGAGAAAUUGGGAUUGUGUAAAUAUAGUGA
Molecule: messenger RNA, 1078 nt
Organism: Physella acuta
Lineage: Eukaryota; Metazoa; Mollusca; Gastropoda; Physidae
Product: tRNA-dihydrouridine(20a/20b) synthase [NAD(P)+]-like
Biological process (GO): tRNA processing
Molecular function (GO): tRNA dihydrouridine synthase activity; flavin adenine dinucleotide binding
Source: RefSeq, a predicted model, not a curated record